Molecule: messenger RNA, 2265 nt
Organism: Histoplasma mississippiense
Lineage: Eukaryota; Fungi; Ascomycota; Eurotiomycetes; Onygenales; Ajellomycetaceae
Exons: 4
Coding region: 1-2265 (754 amino acids)
Biological process (GO): eisosome assembly
Source: RefSeq, a predicted model, not a curated record
AUGUCUGCCGCUAUGAUUCCCCAGGUCCGGCAUCGACCGGAUGCUGAUGAGAGCCUUGCUCGUUCCCGACCACUAGUGCCAAAUUCCGAAAAGAGCCACAAGAUUAAUCGCACUGCUUCACACCGAACCAUGAGCCCACCUAGCUAUCUAGACCCAGCUAAACUUCACUCUGGCGACCGAGAAUUGGCCUCAGCCGGUGCUGCUGCCAGCUUAGCACAUGCAGGAUACACGACUCACCAAAUAAACAAAGUGGAGACCGAGCACCCUUUGAGAAACCCAGAGCUUACUGCUGCGAGCUGCCAGGCUGCAUCUCAAGCAGGGAGGUCACAGGCAGUUAGGAAUGCUAAAACAUCAGAGCAGAAGCAUAUAAGCCACGAGAAUAAGAGCGAUGCUGGGGCGAUGCUUGCGGCAACGGACGCGAUAUCCCAUAGCCGCAAGAGAGCUGUGUCAGCUCCUGCAGUGUCCAGCGACGGAAAUCACUCAUCCCAUGCCAUGACCGCUGCUUCAGCAUCCCACAAAAUGUUUUCCGGAUCGGCACCAGUGCGCGGAGAUUCCAAGGUUGAGACCCCGUUGGACGCCCGUAAGGUCCAUGCAACCGCCAUGGCAAAUAUCCGCCGUGAGUUCCAACCUGAGAGAAACGGCAGCCUACACAAACAAGCGGUGGAGGUGGCACGGCAGAUGUUCUCAACCGCGCCCCAGGCGGAUGCUGCUGCGACUUCCAUAUAUUCGCGCCGUCGUCGGGAACCAAAACCGUUGGCACGUCCGCUAACGUUGCAUGAAACAGCUCAAAAAUUAGCGUCGGAGAGAUUAGCCACGAUGGAUGAUCAACACAGGGCUUUCCGAGAUUACUAUAGUGCAGCGAUCCCACCCAGACGCCAGCGCUCUUUCUAUUCGAGAUUCAGGAAGCGCGCUGCCAGCGACAGCGGUCUGGUAGACAUAGACAAUGAACAAUCCGUCAAGGCCCGGCCGCGAAUGACAACCUUGCAGAGUCGAAAAGACAAGGCAUAUGCUGAAAAAAGGGCGCGUGACCAUGAGUCCCUGAUGAAAGCUGCGAGGAAGAAUGCAGACGCUACACUGGACGAUGUUGAUCGAAGAAUUUACGAGUCCACAGGAAGAUCACAAUCUCGCGUGGUAGACAAAGCAAAAACCCUCACAGUUGAUGAUGAGGAUUUAGUUCCUGUCCCUAUCGGUGCAGGACAGUUUGUCGCCCAGGAGGAGGUUGACCGCCUUGCAAAAUCGAAAACCAAACCUGCCGUCGAUGACGUCAUGAGAAGACUUGAGGAACAGCAGGCCAAAGUGAUAGAGGAAGAGCUUGACGAGCGGGAAGCCAUUCGCCAGCAAGGAUUGGAGAAAGAGCGGGAAGAAGAAGCAAGGAGGCCAAAAGGUACCAAAAAGAUUUUAGAUCGCCUCAGCAAGCCCUUAGGAGUCGACUUAUUCCGACGCAAAUCAUCCAAGGCCCGCUGCAAAGUUCCAGCCAAAGACGAGGAGGACGCGGCUUCGGGUGCCCCGACUGAUCACCAAACUCAGCAGAAUGUAGAAGUGGACGGCUGGGCUCAAGUUCCCGAGAAACAAAGUCCUCCAAUAUCCCAUACUCCCACACAUAGCGCGGGAGAAGCGUCCCAAUCCAUAUUGUUAGAACCGCCGCGCGAAAGUCUCUCCCGGCAGCCAACCACUGCUUCCAACAAAUCACAGUCAGGCGUCUCUGAAAAAUCCAGUUCGCAAUCGAAGUUACAGUCCAGGAAGAAGCGAGACGGCAAGGAGGUGGAGCCCACACCAUCCGGUGAGUUAGGCAAUAUUAACGGCUCUGAACCGGCGGAGGAAAGCACGAAACGAAAAACUGCACCCGCCACAGCCCGCGCCACCACAGCUCCUAUGGUGGUAUCGGUGAAUGGAAGAAAGGCGCCAGAUAACGGGCCUGCGUAUAUGGAGGCGAGGCCAGCUCUGCCUCAAUGGAGCUCAUCUAUAGAAAGCCCACGAGCGGUACGCGAGCAGCAGCAGGAUCAUGGUGGAGGCCUAUCGAGAAGGCUUUCGAUGAAGGCCAGAUGGAAUCUCCGCCUGUUCGGUAAAUCAUCACGGAGAACUGCCUCGGACGGCACUCAGGACUCCUUCGAGGUGCAGCGCGAACGUGGCAUUGCUCAAAGAGGCGCGCCAGCAACUACUGCGGGUGGGAUGGAAGUCCCCCCCGAACCGCUUCGCACCGUACCCUCGCAGAACUCGUCGGUGAAUACGCCAACAAAUCCGUCGAAGUUUACAGAGAACCUGUGA